UUUGAAUUGAAACAGAAGGGCUGGUCAUAUUGAUGUGCUUUCUUCUUUGCUAAUGUACAGGCUUUACUCUUUCAUACAUCUUCCAGUUCGUCAUCAUCCUCGGGUCCGGUCGAAAGAAUUUAGCCUUGCUUGGUUCUGCUAGCGUUCGAAGCUUUUUGUCUGUAUAUAGAUAGUUAGAUACUCGAACUGAUCUCUUUCCCAUUUCAUUCCUCAGUUGUGUCAAAUUCCAUCACCUGAGAAAUCCAAGAAACCGUAAUUGAGAUGCAUUUUUCUGCAGAAAGUGAAUGGAAAAUUGUUGGAAAAGACAUCACAUCCAUGAUGUCAAACAUAUCCAAUCAACAAUAUAUACAAAAGUGUCUAAACCUAAGCGGGUGUACAUAAAUACAAAGAAUGUGCAAAAAUAAGCUUUCCAAAACACCCUCCUCAAGACUACCCUUUUCGUGGGGGCGGCUCCGGAAAACACCUCAGAGGGUUCAAGCAUCUUAUAAUCUUGUCGUGUAGAGUUUUAGAGGGCUAUUUAUGUCCCAAAUGUAUUGUGGAUGGCCCCAACGUUUAUCCCGUCAAUUUGGCUAACAGACAACCAACCGGAGGUCCACAUUGCUGGAUUUGAAUAGUUUGGGGGAAACAUUGUCACGAUUGAUAGUUUGAGGAGGUAAGAUGAAACACAGUGAUAGCUUAAGGGGUAAUAUGUCAUUUUCUCCUAUCUAUAUCCAAUUUGUACGCAGCCUAGGGUUUUCGGUGCAACCAGCAGCAGCAGCAGGCAGCAGCCCUAAUCGUUAAUCGGACGGCGAUAAAAAAAAGAAGAAGUCCUUAAUCGAACAGAUGAAUGUUGAGAAGCUUAAGAAGAUGGCCGGUGCGGUCCGCACCGGCGGGAAGGGUAGCAUGAGAAGGAAGAAGAAGGCUGUCCACAAGACAACCACGACAGAUGACAAAAGGCUCCAGAGCACGUUGAAGAGAAUAGGGGUGAAUGCCAUACCCGCAAUUGAAGAGGUCAAUAUAUUUAAGGAUGACGUAGUUAUCCAGUUCACUAAUCCCAAAGUCCAAGCUUCUAUUGCUGCCAACACUUGGGUUGUUAGUGGAUCUCCUCAAACAAAGAAGUUGCAAGAUAUUCUUCCUGGAAUUAUUAACCAAUUGGGGCCAGAUAACUUGGACAACUUGAGGAAGCUGGCAGAGCAGUUCCAGAAGCAGGUUCCUGGUGCUGCAACCACUAUACAAGAAGAAGAAGAUGAUGAGGUCCCUGAACUUGUUGCUGGUGAGACCUUUGAAGCAGCUGCUGAAGAGGGCCACACCCAUGAGGGCCACACCCAUGAGGGCCAUACCCAUGAGGGCCACACCCAUGAGGGCCACACCCAUGAGGGCCACACCCAUACUUAGGGAGUUCUAUAUAAUUUUGUUCAAUUUCUUACUAGUAUUCAGUGUUUUUCGGAUCUGUUCUUUUUUGUUUUAAGGUAAAAGCGAUCCCUUUGAUGUUUGAUGUGGCAUACUAGGAAGUUCAAUCUUUUGAGUGGUAAAAACUAUUGCCUUUUCAAGUUCAACUGCUCUUGGUUAUCAAUUCCGAGGAUCAUGUUGGUCUUUCGAACGAAAAUGGAUCAGCCCUAUGUAUCAGAAUGAAUCAUAAUGAUCAGUUAUCAAUUUCCCAA
Molecule: messenger RNA, 1640 nt
Organism: Rhododendron vialii
Lineage: Eukaryota; Viridiplantae; Streptophyta; Magnoliopsida; Ericales; Ericaceae
Product: basic transcription factor 3-like
Exons: 6
Coding region: 823-1374 (183 amino acids)
Cellular component (GO): cytosol; nascent polypeptide-associated complex
Source: RefSeq, a predicted model, not a curated record